AUAAGCAGAUGUGGCCGUCCCUUUCUCUCCCCCAUAAUCAACACUCCCCGAAUUUCUCUCUUACACAAACUGAAACUUUUCCUCCUAGUUUUCGAUCAUCCUAGAGAAUAAAAAACAAAAAAAAUAGUAAAAAACAAUAUAGAAUCCCAUAAAUAUAUAUCUAAGUUCCUAGCUAUAGUAAUGAAUGAAAAGCAAGAAGGAAGAAGUGGUCGUUGGCUACAACAGCGGCCUCAGCCAUGAAGGAUCGCGGUAAGAAACAACGCGACGUCGUUUCGUGGAGCGGCUUCUUCUGGUGCACCCUCAUCGUUGUCUUCUCUUGUGUCCUCUUCACCGGUUUCACCUUCUCCACUUUUCAUCUACUCUUUGGCGGUAACGAAAAGUUUCAGCCAGUAUUUGUCUUCAGAUGGCAAGUUCCGUCGAGGGAGUCCAUCUCCGGCGAAGCUCCGGUGACUCCUUCCAUUUCAAUUCGAGAAACAGUUUUGCUUCCAGAUCAGGCUCUUCUUUUCCUGAAUUACCCUCCAUCAACUCGGUUAUUUACGAAAGAGGACCUCGACUGCGUUUAUUUCUCUGCCAACUCAUCGCUCAAGCAGGAGCCAUUGUACGUGGACGGUGAUGAUCGAGAUAGCCAGAUCGUACGGUGUCCGCUUCAUCCACGUGGCUUCACGGUCUCCCUUGCCUUGAAAUCUGACGGUGAGAAUAUCACAGCCGGGCCAACACAUAGUUGGGACUCGCUUGUGUACGAGGCUAUGAUAGACCGAGACAACACCACGAUUGUGUUCGUGAAAGGCCUUAAUCUACGGGCCGAGAAAAUCUCAAACUCUUCGAAGUUCGAGUGCGUGUACGGCUGGGAUUUCACGAGACCGAGGCAUUUGUUAAGGACCAACGUCGUAUCGAUUGCUCAGGAGAUCGUACGGUGCAAAACCCCUCUCAGUGUUUUGAGUAGUCCACGUAGGAUGAUGGGCAACAAUUCUGUGAAGGUCUCAAUUAGAGUGAAAGGUAGAGGAAUAUUCCACUCUAUAGCCCGGGUGGGGCUCCGUUCGGUUCGACCUGACCCGCCCGUCCGAAAAGAGUACGAGAUGUGUGUGUGCACCAUGUUGCGCAAUCAGGCUAGGUUCUUAAAAGAAUGGGUCAUGUACCAUGCUGCAAUUGGGGUACAACGUUGGUUUAUCUAUGAUAACAAUAGUGAUGACAACAUUGAUGAAGUGCUAGAGUGGUUGUCCAAUGCCAAUUACAACAUUACAAUGCACAUUUGGCCUUGGAUCAAGACCCAAGAGGCUGGUUUUGCUCAUUGUGCGUUAAGGGCAAGGGACUUUUGUGAAUGGGUUGGGUUUAUUGAUGUGGAUGAGUUCCUUUAUUUGCCAUCAACUUUGGGAUUACAUGAUGUGCUUCAAAAUCAAUCAAGGUAUGGUUAUGUGGGUGAGAUGCGUACCUCUUGUUAUAGUUUUGGGCCGUCGGGGCUUACACGUGUUCCUCCGCAAGGGGUGACGGUUGGGUACACAUGUCGAGUGGGGGUGGUGGAGAGGCACAAGAGCAUAGUGAGGCCUGAGGCAUUGAAUUCUACGUUGAUCAAUGUGGUGCACCAUUUUCAUCUUAGGCAUGGUUUUGAGUAUGUGAAUGUGGACAAGGGAGUAUUGAUAAUUAAUCACUAUAAGUACCAAGUGUGGGAAGUGUUCAAGGAGAAAUUCUAUAGGAGAGUGGCUACUUAUGUGGCUGAUUGGCAGAAUGACCAAAAUGCAGGGUCUAAGGAUCGAGCCCCUGGUUUGGGAACUAGAGCUGUUGAACCCCAAGAUUGGUCUACUCGGUUUUGUGAGGUCUAUGACGCUGGCCUUAGAGAUGAGGUCUUGAGAAUCUUUGCAAAGCCUGAAUCCCAAAUUCUGCCUUGGCAAGGGGAGCAUGAGGAACACGAGCAACACUUGAGAACGAGGACAAAAGGAAAACAUAAAGGGUUUUUUUAUGAUUAUGUGAGAUAAAUUAUUUGUCAACUUUUAGCUUU
Messenger RNA from Quercus lobata, 1993 nucleotides. Its product is annotated as glycosyltransferase family 92 protein RCOM_0530710-like. Gene Ontology annotation, cellular component: cytoplasm. The record is from RefSeq and is a predicted model, not a curated record. Gene Ontology annotation, molecular function: glycosyltransferase activity. The transcript is spliced from 2 exons. Lineage: Eukaryota; Viridiplantae; Streptophyta; Magnoliopsida; Fagales; Fagaceae. The coding region runs from base 237 to 1970 and encodes 577 amino acids.